AUGGCGGGGUUGUUCUCGUUAGGAGGCGGUGGUGGUGGAGGAGGAGGAGGAGGAGGAGGAGGAAGAGGUAGCAGCGGAAACCACCAGGACCAGGAACAGCAACACCAGCACCACAGUCAAAACACCGAAAUUCCUCCUCCAGAGACCUUAUUUUGGUACAAACAAAACGACGACGUUUCAACAUACCGCGGUUUCGAGCUAUGGAACCAGCAUCAGCUUCAGCAGCAACAGCAGCAACAUCACGUGAUAGCACAUCACCAUCAAGCCCGCCCUCUCUUCCACCGAGAUCUCUACUCGUCGGCUGUUGCCCUUGGCGUGGGGCCCAGCGGCGCGUCCGAUGAGCAGUCUCCGUCGAGAUCGGCAGUUAUGGCGAUGCGGUCCGCCGCGGUGGGAGAAGCCGGAGGAGCAGGAAGCGGAACAACCGGAAUAAGCUGUCAAGAUUGCGGAAACCAGGCGAAGAAAGACUGCCCUCACAUGAGGUGCAGGACUUGUUGCAAGAGUCGUGGGUACGACUGCCAGACCCACGUGAAGAGCACGUGGGUCCCAGCCGCUAAGCGCCGCGAGCGGCAACAGCAGUUAGCGGCGCUUCAGGAUCACCAGAACAGAGAUGCUUCAAAGAGACCUAGAGAUGGCGGUAAUAGCAACAACCCUUCCACUUCUUCAGCACUUGUUUGCACUACUCGUUUGCCCUCCACUGGGUUAGAGCUUGAGCAAGGAAAUUUUCCAUCAAUAGUGAACUCUCCUGCAGAGUUCAGGUGCGUGAGGGUUAGUCCCUUGGAUGAUGUGAACGAACAGUACGCUUAUCAAACCGCCGUCAGCAUCGGAGGCCAUUUGUUCAAAGGGAUUCUCUAUGACUACGGUCCGGACAGCGAAAAUGCUAGCUACUACGGCGGCGAGGGUUCUUCUUCCGCUAUUGCUGGAGGUCAGCCCUUGAACCUCAUCACCGGCACUGAUUCUGCCACCACCGCAACCGCAACCGCCCCGGGUGUGUCGUCUGCAGAGGCUCUUGAUGUUGAUCCUUCGUCGUUGUACAAUCCAGCUCCAAUUAACACAUACAUGGCUGGUAGUAGCGGUACGCAAUUCUUCCCUCAUCAUCCAAGAUCUUGAAAAGAAAAGAAUAACAAAAUAGGAAAUAGAAAAGAACAAAGAAAAAGAAAGACGGUGUGAAGAUUGAGUGCUAUGUACUGGAUCUGGCUUCUAUUUCACGGGCUUUGUGUAUGUUUGGGUUAUUAUUCAUGACAUUGGUGUGGACUACUAGCUGGUAGUGAAGUGUGUAGGGGCAAAGAGAAAAGAGUUGGUAGAGAGAAAGAUAAAUUGGAGAGAACACGAGAAAAUUAUGCAGGCACAUUAGGUGUUUGUUUUUUUGCGUUAUAUGGAUGCUUAGUUCAAAAAAUACAUCAUUAAUUAUUAUAUUCUUCUCCUCCUACUUAUGAACUAGCUAAAGCUAUAUCUCAUUUCAUUUAUCUGUACCAUAUUAUUUUUUAA
This is a messenger RNA of Arachis stenosperma, 1485 nucleotides long. RefSeq names its product protein SHI RELATED SEQUENCE 1-like. NCBI's taxonomy places the organism in Eukaryota, Viridiplantae, Streptophyta, Magnoliopsida, Fabales, Fabaceae. The transcript is spliced from 2 exons. Gene Ontology annotation, biological process: positive regulation of DNA-templated transcription. The coding region runs from base 1 to 1107 and encodes 368 amino acids. The record is from RefSeq and is a predicted model, not a curated record. Gene Ontology annotation, cellular component: nucleus. Gene Ontology annotation, molecular function: DNA-binding transcription factor activity; DNA binding.